Messenger RNA from Selaginella moellendorffii, 1761 nucleotides. Its product is annotated as pentatricopeptide repeat-containing protein At4g02750-like. NCBI's taxonomy places the organism in Eukaryota, Viridiplantae, Streptophyta, Lycopodiopsida, Selaginellales, Selaginellaceae. The record is from RefSeq and is a predicted model, not a curated record. Gene Ontology annotation, biological process: RNA modification. The transcript is spliced from 2 exons. Gene Ontology annotation, molecular function: RNA binding; protein binding. The coding region runs from base 1 to 1761 and encodes 586 amino acids.
AUGCAAUCGGGCGAUGGGUUCUUGGGCCUUGUGAGAUCGUGCCGGGAUCUCGUGGCCGCGGAGGUGAUCCAUUCUCGCAUUGCGUCACUGCUUCCAAUCGCGGACGAUGCCUACCUCGCCAACAAUCUGAUUGAGAUGUAUGGGAAAUGUGGGUCUGUAGAUCGUGCGCGCCAGGUCUUCGAUGCCAUUCGAUCCAAGAACUGCUACUCCUGGUCGAUCCUACUCUGCGCUUACUCCCACAAUGGCUACCUAGCCCAGGCCAAGGAGGUCUUCGAUGCGAUGCCUUGCAAGCACGAUCCCAUCUGCUGGAAUUCGAUGCUGGCGGCCUAUGUGCGGAAUGGGCAUCUGGAGGAUGCCAAGCGCUUCUUCCAAAUCGCCCCAGUGACAAAUCUAAUCUCCUGGAACACGCUUCUAUCUGCAUUUGCCCAGCGUGGAGAUCUGUGGGAAGCGACGAGAAUCUUUCAGGGAAUCCCACUCAGGACGCAAAUCUCAUGGAAUUCCAUGCUUGCAGCGCUUGCCCUAAACAAUGGCCUCCAAAAUACGGUCGAUUUCUUCCACCAGAUGCCCGAGCACGACAUCGUCUCUUUCACAACGCUUCUCGCAGCAUAUGCCCAAGCCGGACACGUGGAAGGCGCGAAGCGCAUAUUCGAUAAGAUGCCCCAACGGAACUACGUGACGUGGAAUGCCAUGCUGACGGCAUAUUCCCAGAACGGGCACCUGGAAGAUGCUCGGAGAUUAUUCGAUGGUCUUGCAGAGCGCGAUCUCUCCUCCUGGAAUGCGAUGAUCACCGCAUACGCGGAGGCAGGGCAAGUGGACGAGGCCAAACAGAUCUUCCAGGCGAUGCCAGUGGUGGAUUUGGCGUCCGCCACUGCGAUGCUGGUGGCAUUCGCGCAGUCCGGCCGGAUCGAUCGAGCCUGGGCUUUGCUUCUCGAGAUGCCGGUCCAAGAUCUCAAGUCCUCCACGGCGAUGAUCGCGGCUCUCGUCCAGGCCGGGCAUCUGAACGAGGCGAAGCGCGAGUUCCAACAAAUGGAGCAGCGUGAUCUCGCUGCUUGGAACACGAUGCUCUCGGCAGAAUCACAGAGUGGGAAUCUGGAAGAGGCGAGGUGCGCGUUUGAGAGUAUGCCCGAGCACAGCACGGUCUCCUUCACGACGAUUCUCUCGGCAUAUGCCCAACAGAGGCAUCCUGAAGAAGCAGCACGGAUCUUUGCACUGAUGCCUGGCCGCGACGUUUCUUCUUGGAACGCAAUUCUAGCAGCAUUUUGCCAUGCCCAGGAGCUUUCCAAGGCGGUAGAAACGUUUUUCGAGAUGCCCGAGAGGGAUCUCCCCAAUGUAAUCUCGUGGAACGCUCUCCUCACUGGCUACGCGUCCAGGGGCCGCUGCUCCAGCGCUUUGGAAUUGCUGGCAAGAAUGAAGAUCGCGGCUGUGUGCCCCGACGAGACGAGCCAUUUGCUGCUUCUCACGGCUUGCGCUCGAAGUGGAGAAGUGGAGAGAGGGAGAUCCUGCUUCGUUUCGAUGGUGAUGGAUUACGAGCUAAAAGCUAGAAAGGAGCAUUACAGCUGCAUGGUGGACGCUCUUAGCAGAGCUGGGCGCUUUGAUCAAGCCCGAGACUUGAUUGCGAGCAUGCCGUUUGUUCCGACAUCUCUGGACUGGACAAGCCUUCUGACGAGCCCCGAAGAAGGUGGGUGCGUUCGCGUUAAAAAGUUUGGAGAAGUCGAGAAAGGAAGAAAAAACUCAAAACCAUGGCACAAUUCCAUAUGUUGA